UAUCAACAUAAUGUUCACAUUGCAGCUACAUAACACACAUCGAAAACUUCUAUCAGAUGCAAUCGUUCGUUGAAUUUCUUUGCAACUCGCUGCAGGCAGCUCUAACCUUGAACGAGUUACAUCGCAACUUUUGGCUGCCAGGGUUUUUCAUUCUUCCGAUGGCGGUAGGACAAAUGCUUAUACUGUGCUCCUUGGGAACACUGAUCGAGCUGAAGAGUGACCAGUUCAAGGAUCAGUUGUAUGACAUUGCCUGGUCAGAGAUGGAACUUCCCCAGCAGGCAAUGUUUAAGUACGUGCUGCAAAGUGCUCAGCAGCCGAUGCGUUUGACCUGUGGCCGAUUUACUGUGAUUAAUAUGAAUCUUUUCCUAACGAUUCAUAAAAAAAUCUAUUCCUUCUUUAUGAUGCUUCAAAACAUGUGA
Molecule: messenger RNA, 419 nt
Organism: Anopheles stephensi (Asian malaria mosquito)
Lineage: Eukaryota; Metazoa; Arthropoda; Insecta; Diptera; Culicidae
Product: putative odorant receptor 83c
Exons: 3
Coding region: 57-419 (120 amino acids)
Biological process (GO): sensory perception of smell; detection of chemical stimulus involved in sensory perception of smell
Cellular component (GO): plasma membrane
Molecular function (GO): odorant binding; olfactory receptor activity
Source: RefSeq, a predicted model, not a curated record